CUGACAACUGGCAACACUGCUGCUAACUGUCAAUGUCAGCUUGCUGCAGGCAAUGUUGUUUUAUUCAUUUUUCUGAAUAUUUUUUUUCUAAAAAUGAGUCGAAAUCUACUUCAAAUACGAAAAUUCCCUCAGUUGAAUUACUGUUUAAGAUAUUACUGUAAUAAAGUUGAACUGAAUGAAAAUGAACCCAUCAAAUUCUCAACAAGUGCAGCAGCACAGAGAGUAGUCAGACCUGUAGCCAAAAAUCCACCCACAAAUCCAAUGCCUUGGUAUCAACCAUAUGUUGUGGUUGGCAGUGUGACAGUAUUCCUAUUCUAUUUUUGUGUACUUAGAGAAGAAAGCGACGUUGACCAAGAAUUCAACAAAACCUUGUAUGAAAGGAUAAAGGGGCUAGAAAAAGAACAACUAUUACAAUCAUACAAAUUUAACAAAGAAAAUGGAAAAGAAGUAUUUGAAAUAGAACAAAGGCUCAAAGAGAUAGAAGAUGAGGAGCGCAAAGCUAAUGUUCAUGUAGAAUAAGUAGUAAUGUAAGAUUUUUAGUCUAAACGAUUAAUACCACUUAUAGUUUCAAUACCACAAAAUAUACAUGUUAAAUGUAUUAAAGUAUUUCACACCAUAAAAAGACAUGUUGUGGUAAGAUACCUAUAAUUGUUGUUAUUUGUUUAAAAAAUAAAAAAACAAGUCCUAUAAUCAAUUUUUAGUCU
Messenger RNA from Hyposmocoma kahamanoa, 704 nucleotides. RefSeq lists its product as uncharacterized. The coding region runs from base 94 to 519 and encodes 141 amino acids. NCBI's taxonomy places the organism in Eukaryota, Metazoa, Arthropoda, Insecta, Lepidoptera, Cosmopterigidae. The transcript has 2 exons. The record is from RefSeq and is a predicted model, not a curated record.